AUGCAAGGCUCGUUCUCAACUAUCCCCUGCGCAUACGUCUUUGAGAACACUUCAAGUGUGACAGACUUCAUGCCGACUGAGCAACUGAAGAAAGCCCUGGCUAAUACCCUCGAGACCUUUUCAAUUCUACUCGGCCACUUGCGUCAUAAGGUGACUGGAAACAUACUCAUCGAACUAGAUCCUGAUAACAUCAACCAUCCGGAGUUCCUGGACUGGCCCCCGAGCGUGGUCACAGUCGGACCCAUUGCCACUACUGCUAGUGACAGUGAGAUCCACAUGCUCAAUGUUCAUGUCAUUCGACUCAAGGAGAACAGUGGCCUGGUCCUGUUCAUCAGUGUUCUCCAUUAUGCCUUCGAUGAUGCGAAUUUCUUCGUAUUCGUCAAUUCCUGGGCCGACACAAUGUACGGAAUGGUCCACAGUGCCGUACCACCCAUUCGCAGAACAUACUCCUUCGAUCGAAGCAUAGUCCGCUCGUAUCUAACUACAUCCGGCCAAGUAUUGAUCGAUCCCACGAGCCAUGCCAUAUAUUCCACUCCUAAUGUAAUCAUCGACUGGUCAACGUUGCUAUCCCAUACGACACUGGGUGCUAUGCUGAGUAAAACCACUGGGCUCGCCAAAGGCGAAGCACACCUGUUCCAUGUUUCGCAGAGAAAGCUCAACGAGUUACAUCAAAUGCUUCAGCCUCACCUUAUUUUCGGCACAUCUCAUAUCAGUGACAAUGAUAUCCUAGUUGCUCUUAUCAGAAAGCUGGGCCCACCUCAAGUCGAGGAACAUGCAUCAGUACGAGUCCCUUUUGACCUGAGAUCCCGGCUGAAUGUCAAAGAGAAUUAUACAGAAAAUUGUCUUACUGGGCUACUGAUUAGAGAUCAAGUCAAUGAUCUCAGAAGACCUACGAAUGCAGCUACCUUAGCAGAUGCAGCAGCCCAGGUGCAGUCUACAGUGUCCAGCGUCAGCCCUCAGCUAGUAUCCGAGUUCGUUGAGCUUAUAUCUGCGCAUCCAACAAGCUACCUACGACCCUUAGCAUUGACCGCUAGUCGCAUGAGGACAUUCCUUGUGUGUACAACAUGUGUGAGCCUGACGCCACUUUUUGCUAGCAGUCUCAGUAUAGUCGCAUUCCUACCGCCUAUGCCAUCAACAGACGGAGUGAACGUUUUGCUGAGCAGUAAUCCUACCGCUAUGAAAGGAAUGUUGGUAGAUCCGUUCUGGGAAAAUGUUGGUGAGCUCGUGUGGUAGCUCCCGUCAACAAAGACUGCGUCUAUCUUAGAUGCUGUGUCUCAUCUGGGUCGCUUAGCUCGAUUGUCAUACCCUUUAUCUCUCACUGUAAUAUACUUCAACUGUGCGCUAGAAGAUCCAAGCUCGGGGGGAAGUGACGGGGAAAGAUUCUUAGCGUUUCCGUAUCGUCGCAAAAUUUACC
This is a messenger RNA of Pseudovirgaria hyperparasitica, 1414 nucleotides long. RefSeq lists its product as uncharacterized. The coding region runs from base 1 to 1233 and encodes 410 amino acids. Lineage: Eukaryota; Fungi; Ascomycota; Dothideomycetes; Acrospermales; Acrospermaceae. The transcript is spliced from 4 exons. Gene Ontology annotation, molecular function: acyltransferase activity, transferring groups other than amino-acyl groups. The record is from RefSeq and is a predicted model, not a curated record.